Molecule: messenger RNA, 978 nt
Organism: Caenorhabditis angaria
Lineage: Eukaryota; Metazoa; Nematoda; Chromadorea; Rhabditida; Rhabditidae
Source: the annotation of a GenBank genome assembly
AUGGUAGCAAAUUGUGAGUUGUUUGGUGUACCUUGGGGUGAGUUAGCGGAACUUUUUGGGCUGAACACGAUGAAAUCAUUGAUUUUCAGCGAUUUUCAGCAAUUCCAUGAGUUUCAGCACAAAAUUUGGGUCUAGAAACUUGUUUUUCUACAGUAACCUGGCUGAUGGAACUUUUGGCACAACAAUUUUUCUGAACUAUCUUUCUAGACCAAAAUUUGUGCUGAAAAUCGUGGAUUUGCUGAAAAUCGCUGAAAAUCAAUAAUAUCAUCGUUUUCAGCACAAAAUUUCAGCCUAGAAACUUGUUUUUUUACAGUAACCCGGCUGAUGGAAUUUGUGGCACAAUUUUCUUUAAAAUCUUUCUGGGCUCAAAUUUUGUGCUGAAAAUCAUGGAUUUGCCGAAAAUCAAUAUUUUCAUCGUUUUCAGCACAAAAUUUCAGCCUAGAAACUUGUUUUUUGCUACAGUAACCCAUCUGAUCCAGAAUUUUCGAUUUCUAGGCACAAUUUUCAAAAUUAUCUUUCUAGACCCAAAUUUUGUGCUGAAAAUUAUGGAAUCACUGAAAAUCGCUGAAAAUCAAUAAUUUCAUCGUUUUCAGCACAAAAUUUCAGUCUAGAAACUUUAUUUUUCUACAGUAACCUCGUUGAUCCAUUUUUUUGGAAUUUGUGGCACAAUUUUGUUCAAAAUCUUUCUGGGCCCAAAUUUUGUGCUGAAAAUCAUGAAAUCGCUGAAAAUCCCUAUUUUCAGCCAAUAGUUGGUCAAUUUUUGUGCUCGGCUUCACCACCGGAACACUUUUGCUAACUUGUAUGUACACAAUUAUCUUCAUGUGCUAUCGAUUUUCGGUGACCAAAUCGGACGAGUUCAAAAUACGUGUGAGUUUGAGUUGAAGGUCGCAGGUUCGACCCCCGGUACUCCCUAUUGAAAAUAUUUUUUUUCAGGACGAAGUUGCACUUCCUCCAAGAAUCAUUGGUAAACACGUCUAA